This is a messenger RNA of Paramecium pentaurelia, 2030 nucleotides long. The record is from the annotation of a GenBank genome assembly. NCBI's taxonomy places the organism in Eukaryota, Ciliophora, Oligohymenophorea, Peniculida, Parameciidae.
AUGAGUUCAGUUUAAAAGGAAUUAGAUAAUUCAAAUUGUAAUGGAAGAGGAUUGUAUUUUGAAUAAAUUUGUCAAUGUGAUUUAGGAUAUUUUGGGAUUGAGUGUUCAUAAAAAUUAGAAGACAUUCAUGUUGUUUCUUAUUUCACAUUUAUUGGAUUAUUUUUAAUCCUCUUUAUACUGCUAUUAAUUUUUACAGUGAAAUAACUUCAAUUAUCACUUAAAACAAAUAAAAUUCCAUCAUAUUAAAGGUAGAUUAAUAAUAAUAAUAUUCCUUAGAGGAUUAAGUUAUCUAAAGAAUUUUAUAGGUUCUCCGUUAAAUUGCAUUUUGUGUUUAACGAUAUUAUUUACUGUUUUAAAAAUCUUAUGGCUUUCCUUAGAUCCUUUUAAACCAUUUGUAUAAUAAAUCAUUAAAAUUAGGAUGGUGAUAAAAGAAUGUUUGAAAGAAUACUAGCAGAAGUAGUAUACACUAUACUUUUUUAUAUCUAUGGAAUUUUACUUAUGGUUUGGUAUACAAUGUAUGAUGAAAUCUCAUUCAAUAUUUCAGAAAGAAAUAACAACUCAAAAUCUCAAUUAUUAUUUAGAGAUGAAUUAAAAGUUGAUACAAGAAAAUGGAUAUUCGUAUAUUACAAGGAUAUAAUGAAAAUAAGACUUUUCUUUGUAUUAUUAAUACAAUUAACAAUAAGUACAUUAAAUGGUAAAAUAAAUAUCUAAUUAGGAUUAAGAUUAAGUUAAAAAUAUAAAACAAUACUUUAUAUAGCAUAUGUAAUUUUACUCUUAAAUUUCAUGUAAUAUAUAUAUAUCUAAUAUCCCAAGUUCAUUUAUACUAGAAUUCUUUCUUUAUGGAAGAAAACUCAAUCAAUGCAUAGAAUCUCAAUUAAUAAAAUUGGAUAUAGAUAAUGAAAAAGAGAUUUAAGAAAACUAAGAAUAAGUGAAUUAAUAAUAAUAAUAAGUAAAUAUAAUAUAUUAUAUUUAUAGAUAGUAUUUAAUAAGAAUUCACUUGGGAUCUAAUAAGAAGAAUAACUUUAAUCUCCAGAAACAUAAGAUUAAUAAGUAUUAAGACUUAGUUCUUAGAGUGAAAGUGAAGAAAAUAAUGAGUAAAUAUAAACAUAAAGAGCAUUUGUUUCUAUUGAAAGAUUAACUCUUUCAAAUAUAAAAAAGUCUGUCUCCUUUAAAAAACAACUAAAAACAAUUAAUGAAAUUCCAAAUCAAUUGAUUAAUGUUAAAUUUGUUAAAAGUUCAUAGAAUUUAGAAGUAGAUAAUGAGAUAUAAGAUUGCCACUUGAAAACUAUAAUGAGUGAAGAAUCAUAGAGUUCAAAAGAAGAGGUAGUAAUUCAUUAGAAAGUUAAUUCUUGUUUAUUGAAUGAAGAUGAUAAUGCUUAAGAGAAUAUUAAAUGGGAUAUAGAUAAGAAUAGAUAAAAUAUUAGAAAAAUUAAAACAAUGUAAAUAAAGAUUGUUGAAAAAACAAAAUAGUAAGUAAAUGAAAUUAAAAAGUUUAAAAAGGCUACAAUAAAAAAUAUUAAUAGGGAUCUAUUAUUUGAUAUUUAAUAAAAUGAAGAUAGAAAAACUAAAGUUUAAUCAGCAGAUGAUUAUUAAUCAGAAAUAUCAGCUUAAUAAAAAUAAAUAAAGACUGCUAAUUUAAAUGUAGAUAAAAAAGUCAUAAUUAAAAUUCAAAUAUUGAUUUAUGCAGGAGUGUCCCUAGAAAUUUGUUUUGGUCUAUUAUCAAUUAUAAUUUUAUUAACAGAUCUAUUGAAAACACCUUCAGGUAAAAAAAUAUUAAUUAAUUAUAUAUAGGAACUCUUUGUUAUUUAUAUAUUUCAGCUAUGUUGUAGUAUCUAUCUUUGAUUACUGUGUUGAAAUUAUUUAGAGAUGUUAAAAGUCAAGAAGUCUUGAAUCUAAUUUGGAUAUAAAAGGUUGGAAAUGGUAAAAAUAAAAUCAACUAAAAGUUUUACUUUACUAUUCCAUAAUUAUAAACAAAAAUAGAUGAUUCAAAGAUGAAAUUUGAAUAAAGAAUUAAUAAACAUAUAGGAUGA